GUGCACGUGUGAAAGUGCAUAUAACUUAUAUCUUGAAUCACAUCUGGAAAACAUCUGCGAUUUCUUAAAUCUGAAAUUCUUCAAAACGCUAUUUAAACUUCAUAUUUUAUCAUCUUAUUUUACUCCAUAUCAACCAGCUUGCAAGAUACAACAAUUCUCCCAUCAUGCGCACGAAGAUCUGCACAUUGCUUUUGCUGCUCCUGGGCGUGGCACUCCCUGCUUUGUCAAGCAGAUGUCCAGACUCUGAUCGUUUACCAACUUCCUGCUUGUGUGAUGAUGAAUACAUGGACGAAGAAGUGGACCUCGAGCUCUCAUGCAGUGGUUCUACUCUAGAUGAAUUGAACGAUGCUCUACGCCUGUUUGAUACUAAUAGCAAGCUUGAAGUCCAACUGGAUGAAAUGAACCUAGGUACCUUGCCAUCCAGACUUUUCGAUGGUUGGAAUGUGGUGAAACUGGACAUUUCCCACUGCGAAUUGAAUAGUCUUGCACCGCAAGGGCAGGUGGCUUUGGCUGGUUUGGAAGAUACUUUGGAAAGUUUAGUUAUAACCGCGAGCUUUAAUGAAGAGAACCAGCGCACAAAACUCGAUUUGAGUCAUCUUCGACGAUUGACAAGUCUGGACUUGUCUUACAAUGCUAUCACCGAAUUGAGUGAUGACUGGUUCGCAAGGGGUCCAGCCUCACUGACCGAUCUUGUCUUGUCCAAUAACGGAAUAGAGAAAAUAGGUGAUCGAGCCUUUGCUAAUCUUGUCAACCUGGAUAAAUUAGAGUUGCAUGGUAACAGGUUCGGACCAGUCAAAAGAAGCAUGCUGCCAAGACCCGCCAACAGAUUAGAAAAUCUGGAACUAGACAACAAUGCCCUCAGUAGUUUUCCUGAUGAUUUCUUUGAUGAUUUGCCUGCAUUGAAGAUUCUAGCUAUGACUAACAACGGAUUUGCACGCUUACCUGAAAGGGUCUUCAAAAAAAUCUUGUCUCAGCUUGAGCUUUUAGAUGUUAGAGGUAACCCUAUCGAGUGUGAUUCUACAAUGAAAUGGCUGUUCCAUGUAAAGAAUGAUCUUACAAUUUUUGGCACUUGUCAUGGACCUGAAGACAAACAGGGCGUGGAUUUAGAUGACUUCAUUGAAAGGAAAGGACAGUGAUUGUUAUUCCUCUACUGACAUCCUUCGUUCUUAAUCUGCAAUAAAAUUGUGUUACUGAUA
Argiope bruennichi is the source of this 1196-nucleotide messenger RNA. Its product is annotated as carboxypeptidase N subunit 2-like. NCBI's taxonomy places the organism in Eukaryota, Metazoa, Arthropoda, Arachnida, Araneae, Araneidae. Gene Ontology annotation, cellular component: extracellular matrix. The record is from RefSeq and is a predicted model, not a curated record. The transcript has 5 exons. Gene Ontology annotation, molecular function: protein binding. The coding region runs from base 165 to 1136 and encodes 323 amino acids.